AUGAAGAAUCGAACUAAAGAGAAAAUCUGGCAGAAUGACACUGAUAAUUUUGCUCUUGAAGAGUUCCUAGGGUAUAAUAAUGAGAGGGUGGGUUUGAUUAAUGAAAAUCUCGGAUCUAAGGCAUUCAUAUGGUGGUUUGUGGUUUCAUGUUAUUUUCCCAUUAUAACGGCGUGUAUGGGACCCAUAGCUAAUACCAUUUCGGUUGCAUGUCUCGUGGAGAAAUGGAGAUAUUACGGUCCAGACUUAGACCGCAUCGACUAUGGACCUCCCGCCGUUUUUGUGGUGAACAUUUUAUCCUUAAUUGUUGGAUUCUUAUCAAACUUUGUUCUAGUUCUACACUUUAUCGGUCGAUUAAGCUAUAAGAAAUCACAGAUUAUAAACAUAUUUGGAUGGUCGAUAGCUGCUACGAUGCUUUUGGUGGAUGUGUGUGUUUUUGCAGCAAGGGACACCGGAAAUGGUAGACAUAAGACCAUUGGAUUUUGGUAUGCCGUUGCGACAACUGUUCUGUAUUACGGCUGCACUUUCACCUUAUUAGUUCAUUUCAUUGGGUUUUGUUUGGGUAAGUAUCCACCAAAAUUCAAUUUAAUGAAGAAUGAAAGAACUUUAAUGCUUUUCACUUUAUUUUUUUCGAUCUUGUUAAUUUGGGGUGGAGGAAUGUUUUCCAGAAUUUUACAUGUUACAUUUGGAUCUGCACUUUAUUUCUCUACUGUAUCCGUCUUAACCGUGGGUCUUGGUGAUAUUACCCCCAACGAUGUGGCUACCAAGAUUCUUAUCAUGGUUUUUUCAUUCCUUGGUGUCGUUACUUUGGGUCUCAUCUUAGCCAUGACAAGAAGCAUCAUACAAGAAUCUGCAGGUAGCACUUUUUUUGUCCAUUGGGUGGAAGUUUCGAGGUUAGCGACUUUGGAUAAUAUACGGAAACACGAUACAAAAUUGACUAGAAGAGAAGCUUACGAUGUUAUGAUGAAUAUACGUCGCAGAGCCAAACGUCGACAGUCGUUUUUUUCUAUAAUUGCAACGAUGUUGGUAUAUGUGGCAUUUUGGAAUCUAGGAGCCCUUGUGUUUAAAUUUGCUGAGAAUUGGUCUUAUUUUAAUGCAAUGUAUUUUUGUUUCCUGUGUUUAAUCACAAUUGGAUAUGGUGAUUUUGCCCCCAAGACAGGUGCAGGUAGAGCAUUUUUCGUAUGUUGGUCAUUGGCAGCAGUUCCUCUAAUGAGUGCUAUCUUAUCAACUGUGGGUGAGUCUUUAUUCGAUCUUGCUAAAUCCGCUGAUUUAACAAUUUCUAAAAAGCUUAAUCUUUUUCGUGGAUUUAGCCCAUUUGUCUCUCUAGAGAAUAGAGCUCUGAAUAAAAUUUUUACUACAUCUGAUGCUUCCAGAAACAAUCGAGGUGAUAAUGAAUACUAUAACGUUGGCAAUAAUGACGAUUCACAAGAUGAUGAUGAUGAUGAUAACGAUGAUUCGCAAGAAGGUGAUGAUUUUGAUGAUACUGACGUGUUUGAUAGAGGUACGCUAAUGUCCAAAUUAGAAGAUUCGCCAUCUGAUAGCGGUUGGGAAAGUUUUCAUGUGUCUGAACGGACAUCUCAUCCAUCACUGUAUUCUUUCCGCUCGAAAUUGGAGAAACUGCCGAUGUUAACACAAGCCAUGAGAAAAUUCCGUAGCAUUUCAAGAAAGAAUAAGGAUUACAAUUUAAACUACAAACAAUGGAAUAAACUUUUACAACUCUAUGCUACUCCGGAGAAUGUAAAAAGAGUGACUGAUUCGCGAUUCUGGCUCAGUGAUGAUAGUCCUCUUAGAUUCCCCUUGAACGAACCUAAUUUUGCCGUUGCCAAAAUUUUUGCCAAAAUGGAAUCGUUUUUGGAAGAAUUGCUUCAUAAUUCAUUGGAAAGUCCUCCAGAUUACAGCAUACCCAACGUAUCGAAUUUAUCGCCUAUUCCUAGAGAUUCAAAAAGUCUCCGUUCAAGAAGAAGGGCUUCAUCAAUAUAG
Messenger RNA from Zygosaccharomyces rouxii, 1977 nucleotides. RefSeq names its product Tok1p (gene TOK1). The transcript has a single exon. Gene Ontology annotation, cellular component: membrane. Lineage: Eukaryota; Fungi; Ascomycota; Saccharomycetes; Saccharomycetales; Saccharomycetaceae. The record is from RefSeq and is a predicted model, not a curated record. Bases 1 to 1977 code for a protein of 658 amino acids. Gene Ontology annotation, molecular function: potassium ion leak channel activity. Gene Ontology annotation, biological process: stabilization of membrane potential; potassium ion transmembrane transport.